UUCUUACUGAAGCUGAAAGAGGGCGAAAGGUCGCGAAGUUGGAAAGAAUAAUCGAGUUUAACGAAACCUUUGUUUAUUUAAAGUAGAAUAUCGAUCCUUUUGCAUUUUUCAGUCGCAACGUUUCACGGAGCUGAUUUACAUAUAUAAUCCGAAAACAUGGGCGUUAUUCAUAACUUCAAUUUUUUAACGGACUCCCCAGUUGCUCUAGCUGAACUGGAACUGGAAGACCAUUUGGAUGAGGUACCUGAGGAACAAGUUCACCGUAGACAAAGAAAGAUCAAGCACAGAAAUCCUGUUAGGCCUGAGGUUUCUGGCAUUAGAGUUCGAAAUGGGAAACGUUUCAAGCGUGGAGAAACAACUGGUUUCUUGAAAACUGUGGAUGAUGAAGAUGUUGAAGAAGUGACCAUCUAUGACUUUAUCCCCAAGACGGUAUCAGCUUUCACUCUGUUGUUGAAGGAGAGAGAAAAAAUGAAGGCUUGGAACAACUUCAUUAACAGAAGUGAUGAAGACCAGUGGAAGAUUCUGAACAAUAUUGAUGAUCAGCAUGAUUGGAUUGUUCAUGAUGGUGAUGAAGACAGUGUAGAUGAUGAUAGACGUAAUCAUCCUGCUUUCUCUGCUGAAGAAAGCUAUGGGAAGAUUGACUGGGAGUUGAGAAACACAUUAAAGAAACGUCAUGUACCUGUGGUUAUAAUGAAAGUGGUGUUCGUUGGACCAAAGUAUGUAACCAGCACGUGAUAUUCCGUCCCCCACCUGUCUUUUUGUCUACCUUCUUGGAGCUAAAGGCACGACGUUUUCGCCAAGGUUUCUGCUAAUUGCCUGUUUGUAAACUGUACAUCAGAUUAGUGUUUUUCCAGUUAAGGCAAAAACAGUAAACAGUGUAUAUAAAUUAGCUUUGUAUUCCCCUCUUCAAGUUAAGGAAUGACAUGAUAUUGUAUUUUAAAAUUUUAUACUUGUGCCUUUAAGUCUUCAUUUUACAGGAAAGAUUCCAUAAACUAUUCUCUUAAGUUAACAGAAAUGUAUUUGUGACAAUAAUAAAUUAUCUGUUAAAGCUGUUUUGACAAAAAAAAAUUCAGUUGUUGUAAAUCUGGAGGCUGUAACUUCUCUCUUCAGAAGUAUUUUUGUUGACGUAAAUUUUUCAAGUGUUAUUACUUUGGAGGAAAUAAUUUGUUACUUUUGUGGCAACACUAAUUCAACUGGUAUUAACAGGUUUGUUUUUAUAUUGUACGUAGCAUAGUAAGUUUCAAAGGGAAUAAUGUUGGCUUUGAAAUUUGUUAUAUAAGAGAUAUGUAGAUAUCUAGAAGUAGAAAACGUUUGGUUCAUAUAUUGUUGGUUUUAUUUAAUUUACCUUUGUCUGUUGUAAUUGUAAUAUGACAGUAACUCUUAAGAUGUAUUGUAAGAUUUAAUUUGAAAUGUGUUUGUGAUAAUAUUAAAUGGUCAUUCUUCCAUAGGAUGUAAGUGUUGCAUGUCUAUAUAUUCUGUAAAUGUAAUUCUCACCUUUGUGUACUUAGUGAGCUCUAUAUGAGUAUGAUAUUCAAGCUCUUGUUUUUAUCGUAACUUAAAACAAAUAAUAAUAAAAGGAAAGAAAAUUACCUUCUA
Molecule: messenger RNA, 1596 nt
Organism: Limulus polyphemus (Atlantic horseshoe crab)
Lineage: Eukaryota; Metazoa; Arthropoda; Merostomata; Xiphosura; Limulidae
Exons: 6
Coding region: 157-735 (192 amino acids)
Source: RefSeq, a predicted model, not a curated record